Molecule: messenger RNA, 870 nt
Organism: Hyaloscypha bicolor E
Lineage: Eukaryota; Fungi; Ascomycota; Leotiomycetes; Helotiales; Hyaloscyphaceae
Exons: 3
Coding region: 1-870 (289 amino acids)
Source: RefSeq, a predicted model, not a curated record
AUGGGCUGCUGUGCCUCCACCCCCUCAUCCUCCUCCUCUCCUUACCCCACUCAAGGCCCCAAUUCCUCUUCCCGUGCUGCCAUCAACACCUCCCAACCACAAUCACAAGCUGCUAUCCAGAGACCCUCGACUCACGCUUCUAGCCACAGCAAUAGACACCACCAGGCCCCUCUCGCCAAGCACAUUAAUAAACCCCUCAGACUCCAUGUCUGGAGAAGCACACAACCUCGCGUCUGGACCCGCAAAGAGCUUGAUCGUGAGCGGACAGAAUUCUUCGACACCCGGGUGACUGGGCGUCCUGAAGUAUGGCAGACGAUACAACAAGUCUUAGAGUUGUUAUGGAGUGGCGGUGACGAGGGGGAUACUGAUGGUGGACUCGGCACUGCACAGCAGAUACUAGAUGCCGCUGAUAUCACGAUACCGACCGGCGAUUUGGCAACUGGUGGAGUGUACGACAGUCUUGGGGCUCAUUAUUCCCUGCCUGAGUAUAUUGUUUCGGAUCCGGAGAAUAUAGCCGAGCUGCCAGCAAGGAACAGCAACGAGGACAAGAAUGGCGAGGAGGCGGAAGACAACUUGGAUGCAGAUGAGAUCUUACGGCGAAGACAAGAAAAAGGCAAAGCUGUUGUUAAUGCUGAAGAUUUGAUAAACAUUCGAGUCAAAGUAUCAGAUCGUGAGGAGACUCCUCUCAAGGUCACGAUCAGCAAGGAAGAUAAUGCUCGAAUUGUGGCCCUGAAGAUUCUUGAGGAAGCAAGUCUCCCAUUAUCACGGCGCAUCAAAAUUGCCUACAUGGGCAAGAUUAUGGAUGAAGACAAGACGUUAGCAGCCCAAGGAUGGAAGCAGGAGCAUAUCUUGAAUGCAUGGGUGUUCUGA